Molecule: messenger RNA, 956 nt
Organism: Meloidogyne enterolobii
Lineage: Eukaryota; Metazoa; Nematoda; Chromadorea; Rhabditida; Meloidogynidae
Source: the annotation of a GenBank genome assembly
GGCGCCUAUGUAUGACGUGGAAUUUUCCAAUUAAUUUUUUUGUAUUUUUUCGGCCUUCGCUCAUCUUUUUUCAACGCAUUCUUAAUUUCGGAUGUAUUUCCACCAACAUUUUUAACAAAAAUACCCUAAAAGUAUGGGGAGAAUUUAAUCUCUUUCUAUCAGUUGUGGCCAUUUCGGCACAGACCAUUCACUAAAUUAAUUAAAUUUUCUUUUCCAGAUAUUAAUUAAUGACAACAACAGAAGGGGAAUUAAUUAAUUAUAAUGGAAUCGAUAGCGGUGUAGGGGGAAGUGGAGAAUCUUCUGGCGAUCAGAAAACUUCCCCGACAACCAAAUCUAUUUCAGAAAUUAAUCAAAAUAAUUUCAAUAAUUGGGCGUUUUCAACAUCUGCUGCUUCCCCUUCCUCUUCUUUUUCUUCCCCUUCCACCGGAAUGCUUGCCAAUGUUGUGGGCUAUGCCCGCUCUCGACUCUUUAAAAAUGCCAACGAUGGAUUACUAAUGCCUGGGGAAAAGGCUAUUAAUGACGAGCAGACUUCAUUUCACCAUUCUUCUUUCACUUCUAUUCCAACAAAUUCAAAAGAUUUAAAUUUACAACAGCAAACUUUAGCCUUUGCGCAGCCUUUAAAAAAUAAAGUUUUUGAAGAAGAAAAAAAUAAAAUUAAAAAUAAAAGCUGUCCGGUACAAAGAAAACAAUUAUUUAGCUUAACUAAUGAACAACUUAAAGAACAAAAAAAUAAAAAAUGUUUUUCUCAACCUUUUUGUAAAGAACGCCUUUCCCCUUCCAUCGGCUCUCGCGACAGUGUAAUAAUAGAAAAUUCAUUAUCAAACAACAAUUCAAUAUAUUCAUCUAAAACAAGUUUUUAUAACGGAGAUUAUUGUAAAUCCAUAAACGAAAAUAAAAAAGAAGAAGAAUAUUGGCAAUUAUUUGCUGUGUCUUUGCAUAAAGUAGGUUGUUUUUAA